ACUUUCGCCGUUCGCGCUUCACUACACUCUCUCUCUCUCUCUCUAAAUGGAAGCAACCCUAAGCUAGUCGAAUUCAAUGGAAGGAGGAGGAGCAAGCGAUGCGGAGAGAGAGGACGACGACGCCGCGACUGAGCUUCUGAGAGAUCGAUUCAGACUCGCCACUAUCUCAAUUGCCGAAGCUGAAGCGAAGAAAAAUGAAAUGGAAAUAUCCGAACAAAUCGUAGCUUGCAUUUCCGAUUUAGCCUUCAAAUAUACUGAACAGUUAGGGAAGGACCUCGAGUUAUUUGCACAGCAUGCUGGUCGUAAAUCUGUGAACAUGGAAGAUGUCAUACUUUCAGCGCACAGAAAUGAACACCUGGCUGCCUCAUUGAGGUCCUUCAGCAAUGAACUGAAGGCGAAAGAACCCCAGUCGGAGAGGAAGAAGCGGAAGAAAGCGUCGAGAAUGGAAGAUAGAGCUAGCACCAGUGUGUUGCAUAUUCCCGAGCCCUGACUCUACAAACAAACAUUAAAUAGCACAUUUUGGCCUUCGGUAGUAUGGUAACCAAGGCAUGCCACUUGUCCUCCCUCCACAUAUUGGCCUUUGUACCAACCAAAAAAAAAAAAAAAGGAAAGAUAAAAGGAGCCAACACCUUUCCCUCUAUGUUGCACAUAUUGAAUCAUCCUUGGGCAAGUAAAAAAAGUUGGAACAGUGAUAUGUAACGGAGAAGAUGAGCAGUUGAGCUGCAACUGCAUGGGUCAACUUAUUUCCUUUUGCGUAUUGAGAUAGGCUUAUAAGAUAAUUGAUAUGAUGAAAUGCGGAACCACAUGCAUGAUGCUGGACACCGAACCCGCCCAGAGAGCAUGAGUAGCUUUUGAAAUUGAAAUUUGCCCUUUACGAUUUCAGUUUCCAUUUUCUGGCACUUCUGAAUGGGGUAAAUGAGAAAGAUGGGUAUGUCAGAUGCCAGUCCCCCCGAGUCAGUAAUAAAGUGGGUUUAGACAAGAUAGAAGAUGCCAAUAACAGGGAGAAUCGGAGCUGUUAUUUAUUACUCCUCACAGUAUAUAAAUAUAUGUGCUCAAAAUCUACAAAGGGCAAGGGUGGUCCAGAGGGCAGAGGAGUACUUACAUAUGCCAGAGAAACAGAGAGCAGGCAGAGGCCGGACCAUCCAAGCCUAGCGUCCUGCAUGCACGGAGGAUACUGUUGACUGUUCAUUAUUGUGCUGCUGCUACGUCACUCACGUAUAUGCUCAAACGAGUUAAAAGUCAUUCGACUUUUGUUUUUAAUAAUUACGAGAUUUGGAAACCCUUUUGUUUUUAUUUUUAAUUUUAAUUUUUGGGGGGUGUUUGGGGUA
Molecule: messenger RNA, 1328 nt
Organism: Malania oleifera
Lineage: Eukaryota; Viridiplantae; Streptophyta; Magnoliopsida; Santalales; Ximeniaceae
Product: protein MHF1 homolog
Exons: 4
Coding region: 77-490 (137 amino acids)
Biological process (GO): replication fork processing; resolution of meiotic recombination intermediates
Cellular component (GO): FANCM-MHF complex; Fanconi anaemia nuclear complex
Molecular function (GO): chromatin binding; protein heterodimerization activity
Source: RefSeq, a predicted model, not a curated record